Dryobates pubescens (Downy woodpecker) is the source of this 5991-nucleotide messenger RNA. Its product is annotated as sodium channel protein type 5 subunit alpha. Gene Ontology annotation, cellular component: plasma membrane; voltage-gated sodium channel complex; axon. NCBI's taxonomy places the organism in Eukaryota, Metazoa, Chordata, Aves, Piciformes, Picidae. Gene Ontology annotation, molecular function: voltage-gated sodium channel activity. Gene Ontology annotation, biological process: neuronal action potential; membrane depolarization during action potential; sodium ion transmembrane transport. The transcript has 27 exons. Bases 1 to 5991 code for a protein of 1996 amino acids. The record is from RefSeq and is a predicted model, not a curated record.
AUGGCUGAGUUCUUACUGCCUGGUACCAACAGCUUCUGUAAGUUCACUUUGGAAUCCUUGGCUGCUAUUGAAAAGAGGAUUGCUGCCAAGAAGAAUUGUCGAAGAAAUACUAUAGACCAGAAACCUGAGGAGAAACCACGUCCUCAGCUUGACCUAAAAGCUUUCCAAAAGCUACCAGCUCUCUAUGGCAAUCCUCCUCCAGAGCUCAUUGGGGAACCACUGGAGGAUCUCGACCCAUACUACGAAGAUCGUAAGGUUUUCAUAGUGCUAAACAAGCAGAAAACAAUCUUCAGAUUUACUGCUACACGUGCCUUAUGGAUCCUCAGUCCUUUCCACCCAAUCCGAAGAACAGCAAUUAAAAUUUUAGUCCAUUCAUUAUUCACUUUGUUUAUCAUGUGCACUAUUCUAACUAAUUGUGUAUUUAUGGCUCUGACUGAGACCCCUAAGAAUUCUUCAUCUGCUUCAUGGAACAAGUAUGUUGAAUUUACUUUCACUGGCAUUUACACUUUUGAAUCAUUGAUAAAAAUAUUGGCAAGAGGCUUCUGUCUAAAUGAAUUCACCUUCCUCCGAGAUCCCUGGAACUGGUUGGAUUUCACUGUUAUCGUUAUGGCGUAUGUGGGAGCAGUUAGUAACUUGGGGAGUGUGUCAGUCCUUCGGACUUUCAGGGUUCUGAGAGCUUUAAAAACCAUUUCAGUAAUUCCAGGACUCAAGAUCAUUGUAGGGGCACUUAUCCAGUCUGUUAAGAAGCUUUCUGAUGUGAUGAUUCUGACUGUUUUCUGCCUGAGUGUCUUUGCCCUUAUAGGCCUCCAGCUUUUUAAGGGCAAUCUGAGAUACAAGUGUACCAAGAACUGUACAGAGCUCAAUAUUACAGCAGAUGAAUUCUAUGAAAUGUUUGCUAAUGAUACAGAAUACUUUCCUAGGAAAGAGGGCACCUCAGAUAUUUUGCUAUGUGGUCCUGGUGCUGGGACCUGUCCUCCAGGGUACAUAUGCUUGAGAAUUGGGCCCAAUCCUGACUAUGGUUUCACUAGUUUCGACACAUUUGGCUGGGCUUUUCUUUCCUUAUUCCGCCUGAUGACCCAGGACUACUGGGAGCGUCUGUACCAGCAGACCCUCAGAGCUUCUGGGAAGGUGUAUAUAUUCUUCUUCAUGCUGGUCAUCUUUCUGGGCUCAUUUUAUCUAGUCAACUUGAUUCUGGCUGUAGUAACAAUGGCAUACGAAGACCAGAACAAGGCCACCAUUGCUGAAACAGAGGCAAAGGAAAGAAAGCUUCGGGAAGCCAUGGAAUUGUUACAGAAGGAGCAGUCAUUGGCUCUUAAAGGAAAUGAUAUCCUGUCAGUUAGCUCCCUCGAAGCCUCUCCUCUGUCUACCAAAGAAAUCAAAGAAAGAAGUAACAGAAAAAAGAGAAAGAAAUCCUUGGGGAUAGAAGAUAAUGAAGAAGAACAACAAUUCCCCAAAUCACAGUCCACAGACAAUCAACGAAAGUUGUCUUUCCUUGGCCUGAUGUAUGCACACCAGGCGAAGCGCAGACCUAGCCAUGGCAGCGUGUUCAACUUCCAAAUACCUGCUUUGGAAGUUGAUUCCAGAAUGGAUUUGGGUGAUGAGGAAACAUGCAGUGCUGGGGAACACAAGAUCUCGCAGCGGUCACCAUCAGUCACGCAGAUGGGAAGGCGCUCCAGCAUCCAAAGUCUGAUGACCCACAGCUCUCACCCUGCCACCCCCAACUACCUGCAGGGCAGCAAGUGGCCUAACACAGAUGACUGCAAUGGAAUGAUUUCAGUGAUGGGAGGGGGAAGCAGCAGAGUGCACAGUCUAGAUCCAGUGUCUUCUGAAGGAGUUAUGCUCCCACCAGUAAUGGAAGACCCGGGAAAAGGGAAUCUGCAGGCAGCUGUAAAUGAUGAGAGCAGCAUGAUGCAUUUGCCUCCUCAUCUGUCAGUGGAGCACUUUAACGAGGCACUUCAGAGACAAAGGGCAGCAAGCGUAGUCAGCAUAAUUACCAGUGUCUUGGAGGAACUUGAAGAAUCUCAGAGGAGAUGUCCACCGUGCCUGAGUGAUUUUGCUUUGAAGUAUCUCAUUUGGGACUGUUGUCCGCUUUGGUUGAGAAUCAAGAAAAAAGUGUCUGCUUUCAUAAAGGAUCCUUUUAUUGAUCUCACCAUCACCAUUUGCAUCGUGGUGAACACUUUGUUCAUGGCACUGGAGCACAAUAAUAUGUCAGACGGUUUUAAAUUCAUGCUUAAUGUAGGCAACUUGGUUUUUACAGGGAUCUUCACUGCAGAAAUGAUCUUGAAAAUCAUUGCCCUAGAUCCCUAUUAUUACUUUCAGCAGCCCUGGAAUAUUUUUGACAGUGUGAUUGUCACCCUGAGUUUAAUUGAACUCAGUUUCCCCAAGCACAAAAGCAAGAAAGAAAGGCGAAAAGGAGGAGUCCUGUCGGUUUUACGAUCCUUCAGACUGCUGAGGGUCUUCAAACUGGCGAAGUCCUGGCCGACGUUAAACACGCUCAUUAAAAUAAUUGGUAACUCCCUGGGAGCACUGAGUAAUCUGACCCUUGUCCUGGCAAUCAUCGUUUUCAUUUUUGCUAUAGUAGGGGUGCAACUCUUUGGGAGAGAUUAUUGGGAGAACAGGUAUAAGAUAUCCAAAAAUGGCAAGCCACGCUGGCACAUGAUGGACUUCUACCACUCGUUCCUCAUUGUCUUCCGAAUUCUGUGCGGAGAAUGGAUUGAGACCAUGUGGGAUUGCAUGGUGGUUGCUGAACAGCCACUGUGCCUUCUGGUCUUUCUGCUGGUCAUGGUGCUAGGAAAUUUAGUGGUUCUCAACCUUUUCAUUGCCCUGCUGCUGAAUUCCUUCAGUGCUGACUGUCUCCAGACAGCAGAGGAUGACAGAGAGAUGAACAAUCUUCGAAUUGCUUUUGCUCGGAUUCACAGGGGACUUCACUUUGUGAAGAGGGUUACGUGGGACACCUGUUAUGGAAAGCUCAGGCACAGAAAGAAAGCCCACAGGAAGAAAAUUGAAUUGACUGCACAGAACCCACUUGGCUUCAAGUCUGAGGAAAUGAGAAAUUGCAAAGAGAAUUACAAUAACGAAUGGGUUGAGAAAAAGGAGGAUAAAUGCUCAGGGCUCGAAGAUUUUGUUGCCAAUCCCAAUAUAUUUGUUUCUGUCCCUAUAGCUGAGGAGGAGAAUACAAGUGAGGGAUUUGAAGAUGGUGAUAAACUGAGCACAUGUACAGACCCAGAAUACAGCAAACAGGAUGAAAAUCACCUCAGGCAAAGGGGAGAAAGAGCAAAACAUUCAGGCAGCUGGAGUAAAGGAUCCGGAUUCUCCUCUGAGGAAUUCAGUCUGCUUUACCUAGAAAAGGAUAGGAAGGUCGAAUCCUCAUCACCAGAAAAAGAGCAGCUUUGCAGUGAUAGCUCUUCUGAAGGCAGCACAGUAGAUCUGACAAAUCCUGAAGAUCUCUUGAGGCAGAUUCCAGAGUUUGCUGAAGACUCAAAGACUCCAGAAAAUUGCUUUCCAGAAGGUUGUGUUCAGUAUUUCCGUUGUUACAUGGGGAGUACCAUAAAGGCUGGAAGAGGAACAUGGUGGAAUCUGAGAAAAACCUGCUACCGGAUUGUUGAACACUCCUGGUUUGAAUCCUUUAUCAUAUUCAUGAUCCUCCUGAGCAGCGGAGCCCUGGCAUUUGAGGACAUCCACAUAAAUAAGAGGGAAAGAAUUAGAGAUAUGUUGGCAUUUCUGGACAAAAUAUUUACUUUUGUCUUUGUUCUGGAAAUGGUCCUGAAAUGGGUGGCUUAUGGCUUCAAGAAGUAUUUCACCAAUGCCUGGUGCUGGUUGGAUUUCUUCAUUGUGGGAGUUUCUUUAAUAGACCUCUCUGGCAUUUCAUCUGGUCCUAUGAAAUCUCUUCGGACUCUCCGAGCUCUGAGACCCCUAAGAGCAUUGUCACGGUUUGAGGGCAUGAGGGUGGUGGUCAAUGCCCUGCUGGGAGCCAUCCCUUCCAUCAUGAAUGUUCUGCUUGUCUGUCUCAUCUUCUGGCUCAUCUUUAGCAUCAUGGGAGUGAACCUCUUUGCUGGGAAGUUUGGGAAAUGUGUUAAUCUGACAGAAGAAGAUGCAUCAUUAAAUGAGUCAAUCGAUGACAAAAGAGACUGUGGAAUGUAUAAUAACACAGGGAAAAUAUUCUGGGUCAAUGUUAAAGUCAACUUUGAUAAUGUUGGCUCUGGCUACCUGGCUCUUCUUCAGGUGGCAACAUUUAAAGGUUGGAUGGACAUCAUGUAUGCAGCAGUGGAUUCCAGAGAGAAAAAUGAGCAGCCAAGAAUGGAGUCCAAUCCCUUUAUGUAUCUCUACUUUGUGAACUUCAUCGUCUUUGGAUCUUUCUUCACCCUGAAUCUCUUUGUUGGUGUUAUUAUUGACAACUUUAACCAACAAAAGAAAAAGUUAGGGGGGGAGGAUAUUUUUAUGACCGAAGAACAGAAAAAAUAUUACAAUGCAAUGAAAAAGUUGGGAUCCAAGAAGCCUCAAAAACCCAUUCCAAGACCACUGAACAAAUACCAGAGGUUCCUUUUUGACAUUGUAACAUGCCAAGUUUUUGAUGUUGUCGUCAUGUUUCUCAUCUGCCUCAACAUGGUCAUCAUGAUGGUGGAAACCUAUGAGCAAAGUGAAAUGAAGACUAACAUACUUAACAAAUUCAAUAUACUCUUCAUUGCCAUCUUUACUGCAGAGUGUGUAUUGAAAUUGGUGGCUCUGAGGCAGUACUACUUCUCAAAUGCCUGGAACAUAUUUGAUUUAGUUGUGGUGAUCAUGUCACUUGUGGCCUCACUGCUUUCUGGCAUUGGUAAAGCAUUUGAACAUAUCUUACCACCUACACUCUUCAGGGUCAUUCGCUUGGCUCGGAUUGGACGAAUACUACGACUCAUCCGGGCCGCCAGAGGAAUCCGAACUCUUCUCUUUGCCUUAAUGAUGUCUCUGCCUGCUCUGUUCAACAUUGGCCUCUUGCUCUUUCUGGUCAUGUUCAUUUAUGCCAUUUUUGGCAUGACUAACUUUGCCUAUGUGAAGAUGGAAGAUGGCAUCGAUGACAUGUUCAACUUCCAAACCUUUGCUAACAGCAUGCUGUGUCUCUUCCAAAUCACCACAUCAGCUGGUUGGGAUGGUCUUCUCAGUCCCAUUUUAAACACUGGGCCACCAUACUGUGACCCAAACAUACAUGGUACUGUAGGUGAAUGUGGCAAACCUGCUAUAGGUAUUAUUUAUUUUGUAAGUUAUAUCAUUAUAUCAUUUCUCAUUGUUGUAAACAUGUAUAUAGCUGUUAUUCUGGAGAACUUCAAUGCUGCUACUGAGGAAAGUACAGAGCCUUUAGGGGAAGAUGAUUUUGACAUCUUUUAUGAAAUCUGGGAGAAGUUUGAUCCUGAGGCAACUCAGUUUAUAGCUUUCUCUGAGCUCUCAGACUUUGCUGAUGCUCUAGCUGAACCUUUACGUGUACCAAAACCAAACAAAGUUGAACUCAUAGCGAUGGACUUGCCUAUGGUCAGUGGAGACAGGAUCCACUGCUUGGAUAUCUUGUUUGCUUUUACCAAACGAGUGUUAGGAGAUUCUGGGGUGCUGGAUACUCUAAAAGUACAAAUGGAAGAGAAAUUCAUGGCUUCCAAUCCAUCCAAAAAAUCAUAUGAGCCAAUCUCUACUACACUCAGACACAGACAAGAGGAGGCUUCUGCCACUGUCAUCCAGCGUGCCUAUAGGAGUCAUUUGUUCCUGCGCUCCCUAAAGCAGGCUUCUUACCUGCACCAUCACAGAACUUGCAGUGUUGACACCCUUGGAGAUGGUGGUCCAGAAAAAGAAGGACUUAUUGCAACUAUGAUGAGUAAACACUAUGGUAUGAGUCCUGACAAGUCUGAAACAUUGUCCUCAUCAUCCUUUCCUCCAUCAUAUGACAGCGUCACAAGAGCUAGUAGUGGCAAUCUUGUGGAUGAGAAUAGAGAGAUAGCAGGUAAUCAGCCAGCUCCAGAAAUGAAAUAG